Molecule: messenger RNA, 921 nt
Organism: Verticillium dahliae VdLs.17
Lineage: Eukaryota; Fungi; Ascomycota; Sordariomycetes; Glomerellales; Plectosphaerellaceae
Exons: 2
Coding region: 1-921 (306 amino acids)
Molecular function (GO): oxidoreductase activity
Source: RefSeq, a predicted model, not a curated record
AUGGCCGCCGCCGCCGUUCACCAGAUCCCCACGGGGGCCUUCGGCUCUCUCCAGAGUAUCGAUAAACCCGUCCAAGUUGAGACUUCAAACGAACCCAAGCUGUCCCGUCAUGACGUUGAGACAUCCCUCAACUACUUCAAGCCCAAUGAGGACGGCUCGCCUCCUCAUCCAACCUACGUUGGUCGCCCUGAGACUUACGACCGACCGGUCGAGUCUCACAAAGUCACCAUUCACGACAUUUCAGGCCGGGAGGCCGAGUUUUCCCUCGAUUCCAAUGGAUUCCAGAUUCAUCGACAUACGGCGCAGGAGCGCGACUUCCUCGACGACGACCAGAUCAAGGCUUCAUACUACCCCGAAACAGAGCAGCUCCUCAAGGAUGUCACUGGUGCCUCAAAGAUCUUUAUCUUCGACCACACCAUCCGCCGCCAGGCCCCUGACGCAGAGCCGAAAGGCCGAACGCUCAGAGGGCCAGUCCAGCGCGUUCACAUUGACCAGUCGUAUGCGGCAGCGCUCACGCGGGUUCCACAUCAUCUGCCCGAGCAAGCAGAUGAGCUCCUCAACGGUCGCGUGCAGAUCAUCAACGUCUGGCGCCCCAUCAAGACUGUCCAUCGGGACCCGCUUGCCGUGGCCGAAGCUGAUUCAGUCCCGGACUCUGACCUCGUCGUGACAGAGCUCAUCUACCCCGACCGCCGUGGCGAGACCUAUGCUGUCAAGCACAACAGCAGCCACAAGUGGUUCUACAAGAGUGGAUUGACCCCGGACGAGGUGCUUCUCAUCAAGUGCUUCGAUAGCAAGACGGACGGCCGGGCGCGCCGCGUGCCCCACACGGCAUUUGUGGACCCCUCGGCUCCGGAGGAUGCGCCGCUGCGGGAGAGCAUCGAGGUGCGGGCAUUGGUGUUCCAUCCGGAUGAUCGUCAGUAA